CGCCAGGCUUCUGACAUCCUCUUAACGUGCACCCAAAUCGCUGCUCCGCGGCUCUCAUCACCAUUCACGGCGGAAUCUAGGGUUUAACGGUGGAUCUCGUUUCCACUCUCACAGACACCCUUCGCUGCAUUACACUGGGCUGGGGCCUGGGAGUUCUCCCGCAUUAUGUCUCGGGCAUCUGCUAUCUCUGCCUACCUCCACCGUAGCCGCCGGGGUUGCUCUCCCAUCGUCUAUUUUCGCCACCGCCGUCACGCCAGUUUCUUCUCAACCGACGUAGAGUAUCCUCUGACACACCCCAUCUAUACUGUCUGGGCCGCCAAUACAUCACUCGGCAAAACCCUGGUUUCUGCCGGCCUCUCCAUUUCGUUCCUCUCUGGAGUUUCAGGGAGGAAAUUUAUCUACCUCAAGCCCGUCCAGACUGGGUUUCCUCAGGAUUCUGACUCCCGCUUUGUUUACAGAAAAUUUUCCGAGUUUGUUUCGCUGCACCGUCCUGAGUCCUCGGUUGAAGCUUCUGAUCAUGUCCUCAGAGCCUCAGCUUUGGCAUCUCAGGAGCUCUUGGGCAAGAAUUGUGGUGGUGGAAUUGUGAAUUUGGGUUGGCAUGAGAAGAAAUUGCUGGGGAGUGGCCAAAAAUCUGGCAUCUCAGAGCUGGUUUGCAAGACAUUGUAUGCGUGGAAGGAGGCUUUGUCACCUCAUGUGGUCGCUGAGAAGGAAGGAGCUCGGAUUGAGGACGCUGAGUUUUUAGAAACGCUGAAAAGCUGUUUAGGAGCUAAUUCAGAGACUUUUGUUCAUGAAUGUGGAGAAAAUGCGGAGAUGAUGUGUGUGAUUGAGACUGCUGGUGGUGUUGCUAGCCCCAGCCCUUCGGGUUCUCUCCAAUGUGACUUGUACCGGCCGUUUCGUUUACCCGGAAUUCUUGUUGGAGAUGGAAAACUAGGUGCCUUCUAAAUGAGGCACCACUACUGUCCUACUUGCAGGGGAGGAUCCCCGUGCUCGUGCUUCCACCAAUUCCACAAGAAAUAUCUAAUGAUCUU
Messenger RNA from Cuscuta campestris, 1028 nucleotides. The record is from the annotation of a GenBank genome assembly. Lineage: Eukaryota; Viridiplantae; Streptophyta; Magnoliopsida; Solanales; Convolvulaceae.